Messenger RNA from Cervus elaphus (red deer), 4692 nucleotides. RefSeq names its product zinc finger and BTB domain containing 1 (gene ZBTB1). Gene Ontology annotation, biological process: regulation of immune system process; negative regulation of transcription by RNA polymerase II; regulation of cytokine production. The transcript is spliced from 3 exons. Gene Ontology annotation, molecular function: protein binding. Lineage: Eukaryota; Metazoa; Chordata; Mammalia; Artiodactyla; Cervidae. The record is from RefSeq and is a predicted model, not a curated record. Bases 1500 to 3641 code for a protein of 713 amino acids.
CAUAGAGUCAGACACGACUGAAGCGACUUAGCAGCAGCAGGGCAACAGAAAACAUCCAGCAAAAAUGUUUUUUUCCAUUUAAGAGCUUUAGCAAUGAAGGAAAAGUAUUUCUGAAACCUUACUAUGUCAGUGAGAAAUUUACUGAAAGAGCUUAAAGUAUAAUUUAGGGAACACAUCUACUGAAUAAGACUAGAUGCACAUAUACAGACACAACCACAUUAUAGAUGGAGUUCAGAUAUUGUAUAGUUUCUUGUGCAAGGAUCUUAAUAAAUCUCGUGUUGAGGACUCAUGCCCAAUCCUUGCUGACUGUUCUUUGCAGAAGGGCACGCUGCAAGGAGUAUGUAGUAACAAGACUGUUUAGUGGUUAGUACCAUCUGGAUGGUCAGGAAUACCAGUUCCUACUUUAUCACAGUUAGCCCUCCUUGAUACAUUGUUUUAACAGCGCUACAUCACUGUCCUAGGAAAUAUGCCUGUUGGACCAGAUUAUAUCUCUAAACUCUAAAAGCCUCUGAGUAUCUAAAUUACUGAAUAUUCUUAAUGUGCUUGGUAGCUGGUUUUGAAUUUGAGAAAGCUGGUUAAACUUUUUCAAACUAAAAUUUUAAAAAUCCAGUGCAUCACCUAACUCCUUACUCCUCUAGAGAACUACAUCCACAUUGGGUUUCCUUUUAGCCUUGGGAGAACCCUCGGCUUUGGAUCAACUUUGGUUUCUGCUCUCAACCCCAGCCUUUGACGUGUAGCUGUACAAACUUGCUCUACCAGUGAUGCGGCUAGUAAUAUACAAACAAAAGCAAUCAGAAUAUCAUUAUAAAAACAAGACUUGAAAUCUAAACAUUUGUUAAAAACAGGUAACAAGCUUUACUGUAACAAAGUUCACUGUGUUUUUGGGGUAGCAUUAUUAAAGAUAUAAAAAAAAAAAGCAAACUUCUUUUGGAAUUUGAGUGAAACUUGUUUUUUCCUUCCCCCACCCCCGCCGCAUGUCCAAGUGAAACUAUUGUUUAAUAAAAGUGAGUGAAAAUAAAGAUUUUAAUGCAAAAUUAUUCUCAAGACAUAACAAGCUAAAAGUCUCACAGGAAUUUAGAUCUUUCACCUCCUGCCUUUCUGUUUGUUUUUGUUUUGGUGUUAUUAAGCCGCCUUAAAGCUUUUCUGAAUGAGGCGUAACAAGAAGAGAGUUGUUCAUGCUAAUGUGUGAAUGAUUGCUAUUAAAGGUUACUCUCCCUAAAAUCAGCUUUACUCAGAACUUGGUUGUAAUGUUGUGGAAACUACAGUUUUAGAUCAGCCUAAGAGCUGUAGUGUUAGCAUUAAUUUAUGAGGGGAAAAUAGAAAUACAGAGAUGUGGUGGUGGGAUUCAUACUCAGGUCUGUUGGACCCUGAGCCCUUGUUCUGUCCAUCGCGGCACAUUGCCUUCGUGCAUAGUAGGUCUCUCUGAAUCCUGUAGAACAGUGGUGUCCCCAGUCUUUUUGGCACCAGGGACCGGUUUCGUGGAAGGUCUCUACUAGAAGAUGGCAAAGCCCAGCCACAGCAGCUAUGUCCUUCAGCAGCUAAACAACCAAAGGGAAUGGGGUUUUCUUUGUGACUGUUGUAUUGCAAUUGAUGACAUUUACUUUCAAGCACACAAAGCAGUUCUAGCUGCCUGUAGCUCCUAUUUUAGAAUGUUUUUCAUGAACCAUCAACAUAGUACUGCACAACUGAAUCUCAGCAACAUGAAAAUUAGUGCUGAGUGUUUUGAUCUCAUCUUGCAGUUCAUGUAUUUAGGAAAAAUUAUGACAGCUCCUUCCAGUUUUGAACAGUUUAAAGUGGCAAUGAACUACCUACAGCUGUACAAUGUUCCUGACUGCUUAGAAGACAUACAGGAUGCAGACUGUUCUAGUUCAAAAUGUUCAUCUUCUGCUUCUAGCAAACAGAACAGCAAAAUGAUAUUUGGGGUGAGAAUGUAUGAAGACACUGUGGCUAGAAAUGGCAGUGAAGCUAAUAGGUGGUGUGCAGAGCCAAGUUCAACAGUGAAUACACCACAUAAUAGAGAGCCUGAUGAAGAGUCGUUGCAAUUAGGUAAUUUUCCUGAGCCAUUAUUUGAUGUAUGUAAAAAGAGUUCUGUGUCCAAAUUAUCUACUCCAAAAGAACGUGUAUCACGACGCUUUGGACGGAGUUUUACCUGUGAUAGUUGUGGAUUUGGCUUUAGCUGUGAAAAAUUAUUAGAUGAGCAUGUACUAACCUGUACUAACAGACAUUCAUACCAAAACACAAGAUCCUAUCAUAGAUUAGUGGAUAUUAGAGAUGGAAAAGACAGUAAUAUCAAAGCUGAAUUUAGUGAAAAGGAUUCUUCUAAAACCUUUUCUGCACAGACAGACAAAUACAGAGGAGACACAAGCCAGGCUGCUGAUGAUUCAGCUUCAACCACUGGAAGCAGAAAAAGUAGCACAGUGGAGUCUGAACUAGCCAGUGAAGAAAAGAGCAGAGCCGCUGAGAGGAAAAGAAUCAUCAUUAAGAUGGAACCAGAGGAUAUUCCUACAGAUGAACUGAAAGACUUUAACAUUAUUAAAGUUACUGAUAAAGACUGUAAUGAGUCCACUGACAAUGAUGAGUUAGAAGACGAAGCUGAAGAGCCAUUUUAUAGAUACUACGUUGAAGAAGAUGUCAGUAUUAAAAAAAGUGGGAGGAAAACUCUAAAACCUCGGAUGUCAAUAAAUGCUGAUGAAAGAGGUGGUUUAGAAAACAUGAGGCCACCGAACAACAACAGUCCUGUACAAGAAGACACUGAAAAUGCUUCUUGUGAGCUGUGUGGGCUCACAAUAACUGAGGAGGACCUGUCAUCUCAUUACUUAGCCAAACACAUCGAAAAUAUCUGCGCAUGUGGCAAAUGUGGACAAAUACUUGUGAAGGGUAGACAGCUUCAGGAGCAUGCCCAGAGAUGUGGAGAGCCCCAAGAUCUGACCAUGAAUGGGUUAGGAAAUGCCGAGGAGAAGAUGGACAUGGAAGAGAAUCCUGAUGAACAGUCAGAAAUAAGGGAUAUGUUUGUUGAAAUGUUGGAUGACUUUAGAGACAAUCAUUUCCAGAUAAACAGUAUCCAAAAAAAGCAGUUAUUUAAACAUUCUGCCUGUCCUUUUCGAUGUCCUAAUUGUGGCCAGCGAUUUGAAACUGAAAAUCUAGUGGUUGAACAUAUGUCUAGCUGCCUAGACCAAGAAAUGUUUAAGAGUGCCAUCAUGGAAGAGAAUGAAAGAGAUCACAGACGAAAGCAUUUUUGUAACCUGUGUGGGAAAGGAUUUUAUCAGCGGUGUCACUUAAGAGAACACUAUACUGUUCAUACCAAGGAAAAACAGUUUGUUUGUCAGACAUGUGGGAAGCAAUUUUUAAGAGAACGUCAGUUGCGUCUGCACAAUGACAUGCACAAAGGCAUGGCCAGGUAUGUCUGUUCCAUUUGUGAUCAAGGCAACUUCAGAAAACAUGACCAUGUACGGCAUAUGAUUUCUCAUUUAUCUGCUGGUGAGACUAUAUGCCAGGUCUGCUUUCAGAUAUUUCCAAAUAAUGAACAGUUGGAACAGCACAUGGAUAUUCAUCUGUAUACAUGUGGAAUAUGUGGAGCAAAAUUUAACUUGAGGAAAGAUAUGAGAUCACAUUAUAAUGCCAAGCAUUUGAAAAGAACAUAAGGAUUUUCUACUGUAUAAUGUUUAGCUGAUAGGAGACAAAACACCAAAGCAAAGGAUAUGACCUGUUUAGAAAAUGAUUUUAUAAGAUGACUUGCUGAAAAAAAUUUUCAAGGCCCUUUUACCUUUAAUAUUUUUGUUUAGGAUCUUAAGUAUCUACAUUUUAGGUGUUAUUAAAUGUUUAUCAUUUUUGUUAUUUCUUAAUAGAAUUCUUUGUUUUUAGUUUGUUUUAGCUAUGAUUAAAAUUACUUUUAAAUGUAGAUUACAAGUGGUUGUUACCCCUUCAGUGACUAUUGAAGCUUAGGUUGUUUUUUUUUUAAUCAAUAAUGUGAUGAUGUCACAAUUUUUAUUUUUUAUUUUGUUUUUUAAGGCUACCUUGUGAAAUUUUAAACCCAAUAUCAUUGGCCAUUCCUGUUUAAAUUAAAAAAAAAUUUUUUUUAAGUAGUUAUUUAAAACUAUCCCAUUUACUUUAGCUUUUUUUUUUUUGUAAGUUGAACAAUGAUUUAGCCACUGUUUAUUUCCCUGUCUUACCAGUGAAAUUCAUAUUCUUAAAUUGAAAACUUAGUAGGCAGGUUAGGUGCGCUGAAUCUAACCUUGAAGGUUGACAUGGGCUCAAACUUGGCCUAAAAAGAUUGAUGGACCUAAGGAAAUUCCUAUAAAUGAAUAUUUCCUAUAAUUGAUAAAAUAUUAUCAUUUAAUAAUCACAUUUAAAACUUAUAUUAAGUGUAAAAACCCAAUGACUUUACUCCACUUGACAAAUUAGUGGGGACAAGUCAUUUUGUUUUGUGAUAUUAAAUUUAACUAUGAUAGUUAAUUAAAAAAGCAUAUCUUGUAUUCAUUUAAAAUAAUUUAAAAUAUUUUGAUUUCUAAAGUGUGUUAGUUUAUCAAUUAUUUUUGUUUAUAAAUAGACUUUAAUAGCUUUCUAGGAAGAUGACAUCUAAAGGAAAAUGACUUUUCACCUUUAAAAUGACAUACUUUUGGAACUUACUUUGAGAUUUGAGAAAGCUGCCAUGUAUAUUGAUAAAUCUAAUAAAAUAAAGAAAUCAAUCACAAA